AUGUUUCAACAAUUAUUAUAUAUUUUUCUUGUUUUAUUUAUUUCAUCAUUAGCUUCCAAUCGUACUUCAUUAACUGGUGGUUAUUGGAUAAUAAAUAAUAACAUCAAUCAUACAGCACAACAUAAUAUACCUGGUACAAUUCAUACAAUACUUUUUAUGGCCAAACAAAUACCUGAUUCCUAUUUGGAAAAUAAUGAUAUUGAUUUACGUUAUUUAAUAUAUAAUAACUGGCAUUUACCAAAACAAAUUUAUUUAUUUUCUGAUUUUGUUGUUUCAAAUCAAAUAACAAUACAUUUAGAAUAA
Messenger RNA from Rotaria sp. Silwood1, 303 nucleotides. NCBI's taxonomy places the organism in Eukaryota, Metazoa, Rotifera, Eurotatoria, Philodinida, Philodinidae. The record is from the annotation of a GenBank genome assembly.